AUGGUCAUCACCGUCGCCCUUGUCUCCGCCGUUAGCUGGGUGGUUCGCUAUCGCAUACUCAACAUGUACUCGCGAUUACCCCCAGAGCCUCAACGCAAGGAACCGGAAAUUGAUCUGUUUCCUGACACACAUGACGAGGGUGUCAAGUCAGGACUUUCAAGCUACCUGGACGAGUUUCUGAGCGCUAUCAAGAUAUUCGGUUAUCUCGAGCGUCCUGUCUUCCACGAGUUGACUCGAAGCAUGCAAACCCGGAAACUCAUCGCUGGUGAAACUUUUAACCUCGAAGAGGAGAAAGGUUUCUGCAUUGUGGUCGAUGGGAUGGUGGAAAUCUUUGUCAAGUCUGGGAGGUCCUUUGGCUCCCCAGAAGCGAGCGCUAAUUUUCAAGGCGACCUAUUAGAUGGAGAAGACGAUGCUUUGCCCCAUGGUGAGCAAUACCAGCUGCUUACGGAGGUCAAGAAUGGGGCACCCAUGUCGUCCUUAUUCUCCAUCAUGUCCCUUUUUACCGAGGACAUUAAACUCACGUCAACAGAGGCUGAAACCCCCGAAAGAAGCACUGCUUCCAGCGCCAAUUUCCGAUUUGCUGGGGCCGCCCGAACUUCCGUCUCGCGGCAUGUCUCCCAGGAUGCCGCCGCGUCAAUGCCUGGCACGCCGCGAUUUGUUGACGUGGCUGAAAACAACAACGACCGUGUACAUGAAGACUUGUCGCGCCCGUCCUAUACAAUCCCUAGCUCGAACCAGGCUGCAAUUCCUCCGAUUUCGCUCGAUGGGUCAGAGCCCAAGCGGACAGCAGUCCGCCCUACACUCCCAGGCAGAGCCGCUUCGACAUCGGCCCAUCCAGAUAUCAUCGCUCGGGCCACAGUCGACACGACGAUUGCCAUAAUUCCUGCCAGCGCUUUUCGACGACUUACCAAAGUGUAUCCAAAAGCCACAUCGCACAUAGUUCAUGUCAUUCUAUCCCGCUUCCAGCGAGUGACACUUGCCACGGCAUACAGAUACCUUGGGUUGACGUCCGAGGUGUUGUUGACCGAGAAGAGCAUGAAUAGAUAUACAACGUGGCAGCUUCCUAACAUGCUUCGGGGCGAUGCACUGCUACGCCUCAAGGAAAAAUUUGGCCGCGAGCGUCAGCGCGCUGGGGAAGAUACGGAAACCAAGGGCAUCGCGCUACACAAUGCGAAUGCCCAUCGACGCCGAAAGUCAAGUGUCAUGCUGCGCAAAGAUGCUGUUUUGCAUUCAAUGUCCAAGCAAACUUCCUACGUCGCCACAACUAUCGCACCCCCAGGAGAGAGACUGGCUACUCAGACGCCCAGUCCCGGAGACUUAUUGGCCACUACGAACAUGGCUCGAGAAGUCCCUGGUCACAAUUUCACAGACUCACCUAUUGAGCAUGUUGCAGAGGUCAUGCGUCUGGAUCAAACCAGCCCCUUGGCACAGCGAACUUUCAACCCUUUCGCUAGUGUCAACACUUCGCGCGUGUCACUCGACCCCCGAGACGCCGCCGAUGAGGACAAUCUCUUCCGGACCUCGAUCCUUGAAUGCAUGUUUCGAGCGAUCGGCCUGGGCGUCGGCGGCACUGUUUCGCGGGAACCUGAAUCCAUGGAGGGAUCACCUAGGCUAUUUUCGUAUGAUCAGCGACGCCACAAAGCUAUGUUUGGAAAUCACAAUGCCUUUGGCAUCAUGGACCCCUUCGACGGCUCGGUUGAUGGCGAUACCGAGUCAUUGACAUCUGGUGGCCUUGCCCUGAAUACUCCCCCAAGCGCCCAAUCACUAGCCAAUGAUUUGCGUGAUGACGUCGAGAUUGUUUUCUUUCCCCAAGGCUCAGUUCUCGUUGAGCAAGCGAACGCAACCCCGGACUUACUACGUUAUCGACGGCUUCCUCGAUAUCUGCACCACCAUCAUGGCAGGGACAAUGCUCAAGACAAGCGCAAGAAGUCUGUGCGUCGCAGUGUAUCCUUGAUCAAACCGGGUGGCCUUGCAGGCUACAUUGGCGCAUUAUCUUCGUACCGUUCAUUCAUCGAUGUCGUUGCGAAGACUGAUGUCUACGUUGGUUUCUUACCCCGUGCGUCCCUUGAAAGGAUUGUAGAUCGGUACCCUAUCAUCCUUUUGACGAUGGCCAAGAGGCUGACAAGUCUUUUGCCGCGCCUUCUCCUUCACAUCGACUUUGCUCUGGAUUGGGAUCAGGUCAGCGCUGGCCAAGUCAUAUUUCACGACAGCGACGAGAGUGAAGCUAUCUACAUUGUCUUGAAUGGACGUCUUCGUCUCGUCGAAGACCGCGAAGGCGGUGGCAUGACUGUACGAGCCGAGUUUGGCCAGGGCGACAGCGUAGGUGAGCUGGAAGUACUUACCGAGUCGGCCCGCACCGGAACUUUACAUGCCAUUCGAGACACAGAGCUUGUAAGAUUUCCGCGAACGCUUUUCAACAGCCUAGCUCAAGAGCACCCGAACAUCACUAUCAAGAUAUCAAAGAUCAUUGCUGCCCGCAUGCGCAGUUUGGUAGAUGAUCCAGCCCAGCUAAUGGCAAAUGAAGCUGGGCUCUCUGCGUUAGGCAAAGGCUCGUCGGCGCUCAACUUGCGGACAGUAGCUGUGCUUCCUGUGACCGCAGGCGUACCAGUUGUUGAGUUUGGCCAUCGUUUGUUGAAUGCUUUGGUGCAAGUCGGCCCAGUCAACGGCGCGAUUUCAUUGAACCAGUCCGCGAUUCUCAACCACCUUGGCAAGCACGCUUUCAAUAAAAUGGGCAAGCUGAAGCUAUCCCAAUACCUCGCGGAUCUGGAGGAAAAGUACGGCCUUGUGGUCUACGUCGCAGACACAAACGUCAAUUCGCCCUGGACGCAGACUUGUAUCGCACAAGCCGAUUCUAUACUGCUGGUGGGCUUGGGCGAGGGCUCCCCUGAGAUUGGUGAGUACGAGCGCUUCAUGCUGGGCAUGAAGUCAACCGCGCGCAAGAUCCUGGUUCUGCUCCACGCAGAGCGGUAUUCGUCACCUGGUCUGACCAGGUCCUGGCUUCGAAACCGAAUGUGGAUUAAUGGCGGUCACUAUCACCUGCAAAUGGCUUUUAGAACCAACAUGAUGCCAUCCCACCCCCCUUCUAAGAGAUCAAACACGACACUGAAGGAGCGUGUCCAGAUCUUGCAGGCUGAGAUCCAGAAAUACACCUCGAGAAAGGUUCGACACACACCCUACUACUCGCCUGAUGCACCGUUCAAGGGCGAUUUUCAUCGUCUGGCCCGACGAUUAUGUGGCAAGUCGGUGGGUCUCGUGCUCGGAGGUGGUGGCGCUCGAGGCAUCACUCAGAUCGGCAUCAUCCAGGCUAUGGAGGAAGCUGGCAUUCCCAUUGAUGUUGUGGGUGGAACAUCAAUGGGAUCGUUUGUUGGUGCCCUCUACGCAAGGCACGCAGACAUCGUGCCCAUUUUCGGCUUGGCGAAGAAAUUCUCAGGCCGGAUGGCUAGUAUGUGGCGCUUCGCGCUUGACUUGACUUACCCGACAUCCUCAUACACCACUGGGCACGAAUUCAACCGCGGGAUUUUCAAGACUUUUGGCAAGGCCCAGAUUGAAGACUUCUGGCUCGAAUUCUACUGCAAUACCACCAACAUCAGCAAGAGCCGGGCGGAGUAUCAUACCAGUGGGUACGCCUGGCGGUACAUUCGAGCGUCCAUGUCUCUGGCGGGGUUACUUCCUCCCCUAUCAGACGAAGGAAGCAUGCUAUUGGAUGGUGGCUAUAUCGACAACCUUACGGUAUCUCACAUGAAGAGACUAGGCGUUGAUACGAUCUUUGCCGUCGAUGUCGGCUCGUUGGAUGACGAUACCCCCCAGAGCUAUGGCGACUCUCUUUCAGGAGUUUGGGCGUUUUUUAAUAGGUGGAAUCCCUUCUCAACAACGCCCAACCCGCCUACUCUGGCGGAAAUUCAGGCUCGAUUAGCGUACGUGUCCAGUGUAGACGCCCUGGAGCGUGCCAAAGCCAUGCCUGGAUGCUUAUACAUGCGACCUCCCAUCGACGAUUAUGGCACGCUCGACUUUGGGAAGUUCGAUGAGAUUUACCAGGUGGGCUACAAAUAUGGCCAAGAGUUCUUACAGAAGAUGAAGGACGAUGGUGUCUUGCCGCUGGUCGAAGAGACGGAAGCCAAGAAAGCAUUGCGCAGGACAAUGGCACCUCGCCGCGCCAGUAUUUAGAAAGCCUCGCAUUGCCGCUCGGCAGAUACAUCGU
Messenger RNA from Verticillium alfalfae VaMs.102, 4198 nucleotides. RefSeq names its product Lysophospholipase NTE1. Gene Ontology annotation, cellular component: endoplasmic reticulum. Gene Ontology annotation, molecular function: phosphatidylcholine lysophospholipase A1 activity. The record is from RefSeq and is a predicted model, not a curated record. NCBI's taxonomy places the organism in Eukaryota, Fungi, Ascomycota, Sordariomycetes, Glomerellales, Plectosphaerellaceae. Gene Ontology annotation, biological process: lipid metabolic process. The coding region runs from base 1 to 4164 and encodes 1387 amino acids. The transcript is spliced from 3 exons.